This is a messenger RNA of Carcharodon carcharias (great white shark), 1214 nucleotides long. Its product is annotated as probable G-protein coupled receptor 139. The record is from RefSeq and is a predicted model, not a curated record. Gene Ontology annotation, biological process: G protein-coupled receptor signaling pathway. The coding region runs from base 240 to 1214 and encodes 324 amino acids. Gene Ontology annotation, molecular function: G protein-coupled receptor activity. The transcript is spliced from 2 exons. NCBI's taxonomy places the organism in Eukaryota, Metazoa, Chordata, Chondrichthyes, Lamniformes, Lamnidae. Gene Ontology annotation, cellular component: membrane.
UCCGAUCAUUAAUUUUAAUUAACGAAGUUUCUGGAACUGAGCUGAUAAAUUUCCCCAUUGGUGGAGUGGGGUCUCUUAACAGUGAAAUUAUCCACUUGUUUGUGAAGUGACAAUAACUAAACCGAAUUAUUGGGUAAGCUGUUUCCCUCACGGGGAGACAAAUUGACCUAUAAAGUGGGAAACAUUUAUGGAAUCUCAAUCAGAAAACUGAGUGAGCUCUCGCAUCGUUCUAAGAAAACAUGAUCCAGCCAACGAUUGUACAAGUAACGGAUAUUUAUUUCCCAAUUCUCGCAGCCUUUGGUAUUCCGGCGAACCUGAUGACAAUCGUGACACUCUACAGAGGAAACUGCGGCCUUUCAAAAUGCAUUUCUUUCUAUAUGGUGUCCAUGGCAACAGCCGAUCUACUGGUAAUGCUCAACAAUGUUUUCGUGCAUAAAAUCCUGGGUGUGCAUUUUCCACAAAUAAUCCUGUCCUAUACACCAAUUUGCAAGUUCAUAAUGUACACAAUUAAUACCCACUUGUAUUUAUCGGUGUGGUUUACAGUGUCCUUCACUUUUGACCGGUUUGUCUCCAUAUGCAUUUACAAGUUUAAGACAAAAUAUUGCUUAGUGAGAACUGCAGCUACAGUUCAAACAACAAUCUGUGCCCUCUCGUUAUUAGUAAACAUGCCAUAUUGGUUUGCAUUUGAACCUAAGCGAACACUUAACAAUGUUCAAUGGGGUUUCCAACCCAGCCUGGAAUUUUAUACAUCUCCUUUUGGUGCAGUAUUUACUUGGCUACAAAGUAUUUUAUUGAAUUGGGUUCCCUUCUCUUUGAUAUUGCUUGUUAAUUCUUUGACAGUCAGACGGGUUUUAUUGGCCAGUCGGGCCCAUAAAGAGCUCCGGGGUCAAAGCAGAGAGAACCAGAGUGAUCCAGAAAUACAGAACAGAAGGAAAUCGAUUAUUUUACUGUGCAUUGUAUCAGUAAGUUUUAUACUGUUGUGGUUGACAGCAGUUGUUUGUUCCUUAGUCCGUGGUGUGGUCAUUCAUGUACGACCGGAUUAUACAACUCCUGAAUACAUCGCCACUCAAACUGGACAAAUGCUCAUGUAUUUGAGUUCCUGCACAAACACGGUUAUUUAUGCGGCUACACAAACUAAAUUCAGGGAAGAGCUGAAAAAGAUAGCGCGAUUUCCUUGGACACUAAUUUUGAUACUGAUAAAAAAUGCAAAAUGA